Messenger RNA from Nicotiana attenuata, 846 nucleotides. Its product is annotated as F-box protein PP2-B10-like. The record is from RefSeq and is a predicted model, not a curated record. Bases 104 to 619 code for a protein of 171 amino acids. NCBI's taxonomy places the organism in Eukaryota, Viridiplantae, Streptophyta, Magnoliopsida, Solanales, Solanaceae. The transcript has 3 exons.
GGGGGGGAGGGGAGGAUAUAUUUAUUUUCCCAACAGAGAGUCUGCCUGAGUCGUGCGGCCCAAGAGUUUUUCACUUGAUAGAUGGAGUGGAAAAAAGUGUUUCAUGGUGGCUCCAAGGGCACUUAGCAUUGCAUUGGUUGAGAACCCACAGCAUUGGGAAUGGACUACGCGUCCUGAAUCCAGAUUCUCGGAACUCGCAAUUCUUAAAUCUGUACAAUGGUUAGAUAUUCGGGGGAAGAUAGGAACUCAAAUGCUGUCUCUGGGGACAAAAUACGCAGCCUAUCUUGUAUUCAAGCUACUGAAUGAUACAUAUGGCAUUAAAACGUUGAAUGCAAAAGUCAGAAUUGUCAAUCACGCGAAUGAAAACGAAGCUGUAAAACAAGCUACAAACGUGUACAUUCCAAGCAUGUCAAGAUUCUUUGUUAAGAAUAAAACUGAUCCACUGUAUGAAAAGUAUGCAAAGAUAAGAGGUGAUGGAUGGAUGGAAGUACAGUUGGGAGAUUUCUAUAAUAAGGAAGGCGACGACGAAGAAGUAGAAGCACGAUGUAUGGAGAUCGAGCGCCUUCAUAAUAAGAGCGGCCUUAUUGUUGAAGGAAUUGAGUUUCGCCCUCAACAAUGAACUGUUGUUUUCUUGCUGUAACAACAAUAAUAACAUACCCAGUAUAAUCCUACAAGUGGGAUCAAGGAAGAGUAGUGUGUACGCAGACCAUAUCUCUAUUUUCUGAAGGUAACCAUAGUGGGUUGGAAUAAUUAAUUGAGCUGAACAAUGCGUCAUAAUGUAAUUUGCUUAACUCAACUUUUGGAAGGGGUUAAUUUAAUUCUAUAAUACUAGUAAGGCUUCGUUUA